Molecule: messenger RNA, 1272 nt
Organism: Debaryomyces tyrocola
Lineage: Eukaryota; Fungi; Ascomycota; Pichiomycetes; Serinales; Debaryomycetaceae
Source: the annotation of a GenBank genome assembly
AUGUCGGGAUACAGCUACUCACAGGAUCCAAACGCUUCGUCGUCGGCUUUGCGUAAGAGAAAAACUCUCAAGAAAUCAAUCAACUUUUCAGUAAUGAUAGUUGGAGAGAGUGGAUCAGGACGUUCAACAUUAAUAAAUACGCUUUGUGGAGGUAAUUCGAUUGUACCAUGUUCACUGACGGUUAAUCAGCAUCCGUUCACUAAGAAGUUAACAUUGAGACAUGAAAACGUCGAAUUGGAGGAUAAUGAGGGUCACAAAAUUUCGUUAAACAUUAUUGACACUCCAAACUUCGCCAACCUGAUUAACUGUGACGAAGACUUCAAAUUGAUUGUUGACUUUAUAAGACAUCAAUACGAUGAGGUGUUAUUGGAAGAGUCUCGUGUUAGACGUAAUCCUCGUUUUAAGGAUGGGCGUAUUCAUGUGUUAAUCUACAUGAUCAAUCCAACGGGCCAUGGGUUAUCGGAAAUCGACGUCAAGUUUAUGUUACAUGUCAAUAAGCUUGUUAAUAUUAUCCCAGUAAUCGCCAAGGCUGAUUCGUUAACUCCAAGGGAAUUACAAUUGAAUAAGCAGUAUAUUUUAGAAGAUUUGACCAAUUAUGGUAUCAAUUUUUACAGAUUUAAUGAAUAUGAAUACGAGGAAGACUAUAUUGAUGACGAAAUUAUCGAGUAUAAUAAGUACUUGAAUUCAUUAAUCCCAUUUUCAAUUAUUGGUGCGAAUACAUAUCAAGAGAACCAGGAUGACGAAGGUGAAGAUUUACUUAAAUUGAGAGUCUUAGAUCCAUCGUACUUGAAGCCAAUUAACGUGGAAAUGCCUGAGUGUAAUGAUUUCACAAUAUUAAAGAACGUGUUAUUAAUCACCCAUUUGAAUGAAUUCAAAGAAAGGACUCAUGAUUCUAUAUAUGAAGACUAUAGAACUGAAGCUUUAUCAGGUAAGCAAUUUCAAUACAUCAACAAGGAUAAUGCUUCAACCCAUGAAAACGGUGACUCGGAGUCGUUUGGUUCUAAAGUGCAAUCACCAAGAACAGAUUCGCCAUAUACGGAGAAUGGACGUAAUGAAAACAACGAAGAGUCUAAUUAUUUGAUGAAGGAAGAACAAAUUAAACUUGAAGAAGAAAGGUUGAGAAAGUUUGAAGAAAGAGUUCAUCAAGAUUUGAUUAAUAAGAGAAAGGAAUUAUUAGAACGUGAAAAUGAAUUAAAAGAAAUUGAAAAAAGAUUACUAGCUGAAGGCUUGAAAUUUAAUGAAGAAGGUGAAGUUGUUAAAAUCGAGGAAUAG